GGAGGAGCAGAUUAUGAAGCGCAGCUCGACCAGCGGCAGUCUCCUCUCUGUGUCUCAAUGGCUGCACACGCGUUGCUCCUGUGCUCUUUGGCCCUGCUGUCAGGGCUGCGGCCCGGGCUUGCCUUCAUGGACGAAGAACUGCAGCCUGGAAUCAUCUACGAAGAAGUGCCUGAAAUCCUGGAUAGAAGUGAUGAGAACCCACAAAAGGCCACACGAGUCACAUCAAAUGGCGGGUUCGGCUUACAGAGUGAAGAAGUUAUUUUAGCGCCUGAGGAUGAAAACCCACUCAGGAGAAUACUGCAGCCUUUUAACUGGCAUCAACCAGGCAUGUCUCUCAAUAAGAGAAAGCUGCUUCAGUCUCUCAUGGGACCUUAUGGGCCACUGAGUGUGUCAUACAAUGGGAAAACAUGCAUUUUGUUCAAAGCAAAGCGCCUGGCGAUUCGCUAUAGGAACCACACUUUCAUCGACUUGACUGAGAGGGUGUUUAACCCCAACUCACCUGUGGACACAAAAGGCUCUAUCUGCACCAAGGAGAAAGCCACGCUUUCACUGAGGUUUGGAGAUGUAGAAGACCUGCGAGGCCUUGUCAUAAGGCUUCAGAUGUCCAACACGUUUUACGAGGCAGCGGGACAGAACUGGUUUACUUUAGACAGCGUCCACAUUCACUAUAACUGGACCCAGGAGGCCACUUUCAAUGCCAGUGAAGUCUACGCUCCGGCCACGUCGUCCUACCACUGCCAGCACGUCAGCAGUCUGCACAAAUACGACACUCUGCUUGUGCCCAGCUCCCACACAGACACAUCGGCUAACUGGCACAUCACAUUCACGGAUUUUCAGAUCCAGGCCUUCAACGUUCAGUCAGACAAGUUUGCAUCGGCCAGUGAUUGUGCCACGUUCUUGACCCCCGCCAUCUUGAUGGGUCUGGUCACGUCUCUGAUCCUGCUGCUGGUUUUGGCAUACGCUCUGCACAUGGUGGUUCACCUCAAGCACAUUGACCGCUAUGAGGAGCACAAAGCAACGGUGUACUUUCCCCGCAGUCCAGAGGCAGAGCUACCGGACAAGAACAGUCUGUGAGAGCAGCCUGGGGACGAUAAGGAAAAACCAAAUGAAGAGAGGUGGCCAAGUAAAUGGCAGUGAGUCAAUACAUGAGGGAAAAGUAUCAACCACAAUUUGAUAAAAAGGUAACUUUACCUGAUCACAGAAAAAUAACCACAAUAACCAUAACCAAGGUUGGAUACUUUUCUUUUUUUUUAUUGACCUAAAUCUUGGCAUCCUAAUCAUAAAAGGCCUUUGGAUGCUCAGAACUCCCCUGAGAGAUGGUUUGAGAUCCUCAUGUCAAGGACAAUCCCGGGGUCCCGAAGGGCACACUACGGCCUUUACCCCAGCCAGGAAUAAACAGAACAGGGAUGCAGCUCGCAUCCAAUCUGCUAUAAGCUUCAGACUUAUAAGGUUGUUCCAGCUUUUAUUCCAUUCUACUUUUCUAAUACCUCUGCAAGUAUGUAGGUACACAGCACUUCAAACAGCCACUUUUAGAGCCACAGUAGCUGCAUGACUAAAGAGCUAGUCUUGUAGGCUUGCUCUGUGUUUCAUAAUGUUCAUCUCUGGAAUUCUUGCAUGAGUUGCAGCUUAAAAUACAUUUGGCACAAACAUGGAAUGAGCUUGAAAAGCUUUGAAGCAAAAGAGAAGGGAUCUAUCAGAAAGCGCAGGUCGACCAUCUGGCUGGAGUGAACGGACCAGCACUUCAGCCCUUGAGAGCCUCCUGGCAUUAGCCACCCCUGGUCAGGACUGUUGGACUCAACUGUGAAACGGCAUUUCACAGACCAGCCAAGAAAAGGGGUUUUAGCACAACAUCUGUUAGCUGCAAAUGCACUAACAAUAGACUUUUAAAAACAAUUUAAAGAACUAUGCUGCACAAGAUGCCGAGUGAGGGCGUGGCAUUGAAUAUGAGUUUUUGGACGAAUGGGCUCUGUGAGAGCCACACUGUGGACAAGGGAGGUCCAGGAUCCUCAGUUCACACAACCACGUGAAGCUACAAAGAAGUUGCCAUAAAUUAUGGAAAACGUAAAAUAAUGUGAAAAUGAUUCUAGGUGUUGAAGCUACAUGUACAAAACAAAAAAGUGUACAGAAGUGUCACUCUGCGGAGGUCUUUUUUAUAUUCAAAGUAAUCAUUAAAUAUGAAUAGGUACAGGAUGACUAUGCUAAUCCUCAUAACCAAAAGGAUAUACAAAAGCUGUAGAUACAUUAGAUCUCUAUACGAUCAUAGCCGUUUACUAUCUUCAAUUAUUGCACAACUAAUAAACUUAGGUACCAGUAAGAUUGUGCUAUGAGGAUUGGUCAGAGGAUCAGUACUGAUACUUUUUCUACAACAUGUUACAUGUGUGUCUCUUUGCUUUAAACUGAGCCCUGCAGGUUCAGUGUCAUCUGACUGUAAAUUACAGUACAAACCUUAAAAACAGUGGACAAUCCUGGAAUGCCGUCCACUCUCUGACUUUAGCUCCAUUAGUUCAGGCCACUAGACGCAGUACCAUCAGUUUGUCAUUACUACUGAGAAAACACAGCAUGACAGUAAAUAGAUAUCUUAUGGCAGUUCUGUCAAUCUGUAGCAGUGUGAAAUGUGUUCUAUGGUCAUAAAUGUAUUUUACAAACUAUGAACUGAGUGGAGGCGGUUUGUCCAAGGACCAACUGAUGUUGAGUGAACAAUAAAUGAUGUUCAGACAAAA
Messenger RNA from Periophthalmus magnuspinnatus, 2720 nucleotides. RefSeq names its product ATPase H+ transporting accessory protein 1 like b (gene atp6ap1lb). Bases 58 to 1074 code for a protein of 338 amino acids. The record is from RefSeq and is a predicted model, not a curated record. Gene Ontology annotation, cellular component: proton-transporting V-type ATPase complex. The transcript has 7 exons. NCBI's taxonomy places the organism in Eukaryota, Metazoa, Chordata, Actinopteri, Gobiiformes, Gobiidae.